Messenger RNA from Cicer arietinum (chickpea), 1500 nucleotides. Its product is annotated as transcription initiation factor IIE subunit beta-like. Gene Ontology annotation, cellular component: transcription factor TFIIE complex. Gene Ontology annotation, molecular function: TFIIH-class transcription factor complex binding. The record is from RefSeq and is a predicted model, not a curated record. Gene Ontology annotation, biological process: transcription initiation at RNA polymerase II promoter. NCBI's taxonomy places the organism in Eukaryota, Viridiplantae, Streptophyta, Magnoliopsida, Fabales, Fabaceae.
CGACCGACCCGGUUUGCUGGGCCCGGCCCAUUUAGUGAGCCGACUAAUUUGGUGAAUUAUUAAUAGCGCUGGAAACACUUCCGUUCUUCAUUGAUUACGGAGGAGAAAAAUCUGUGACGGACUCACACGAUGGCGUUGCAAGGGAAGUUAGAUAGAUUCAAAAAACAGCAAGAGAAAUGUCAAACAACACUAUCGAGCAUAGCAGCGAGCAAGGCUUCAUCUGUAUCUGCGUCAAACCCUCCUGUUCCUGUCAAAUUCUCAUCUGAUACGGAGAGACUUCAAGUCAUUAACAGUAUACGCAAAGCACCUGUUGGAGCUCAAAUGAAGCGUGUUAUUGCUAUCCUUUAUGAGACUCGGCAGGCUUUAACGUUGGAUCAAAUAAAUGAAGCAUGCUAUGUGGACAUGAAAGCUAACAAAGAUGUUUUUGACAGUAUGAGGAAAAAUCCAAAAGUAAGAUUUGAUGGAGAAAGAUUCUCUUACAAGUCGAAACAUGCCCUUAGGGACAAAAAAGAGCUGCUUUUCCUGAUACGCAAAUUUCCAGAGGGCAUUGCUGUUAUUGACCUAAAGGAUUCGUACCCAACUGUGAUGGAGGACUUACAGGCUUUGAAAGCUGCAAGGGAGAUUUGGCUGCUGUCCAACUUUGAUUCACAGGAAGACAUUGCCUACCCUAAUGAUCCUAAAGUCCCCAUUAAGGUGGAUGAUGACCUAAAACAGCUUUUUCGUGGGAUUGAAUUGCCACGGGAUAUGAUUGAUAUAGAGAGGGAUCUCCAAAAAAAUGGUAUGAAGCCUGCUACUAACACUGCAAAGAGGAGGAGUGCAGCACAAAUGGAAGGCAUUUCAACCAAACCUAAACCUAAGAAGAAGAAGAGUGAAAUCACUAAGAGGACCAAGCUGACUAAUGCCCAUCUUCCGGAGCUUUUUCAGAACUUAAACAAUUCCUAACUUAAGGAACUCAUAGUGCGUGUUGGGCGAAUUCUCAUAGUUCAUCUAGUGGCGUAAAAUUGAUAAUGUCUUUAGAGAGUCUCCACAUUGUCUAUAAGGAUAUAUCUUUUUUAAUUGUAUUAGCUUACUGCCUCUGGUUUUGGAAGUAUCCAUUUUGUUGGAGAAACAAUUUUUCAGAGCGGAGGGCUCAUUGCAAAUUCAGGGUAAUCCUUCGAGGCUUAAUCAAGAUUCUUAAGCAAAAGGGAAAAGGUGGCCAGAGCCCCUCUUCUGAUGGUUUUUCUUAACUCAAGGUUGUAUUGUUCAAACAAAAGGCAGAAAAUGGUCGUUCUCAUUCAUAUGUUCUACUUCUGGAAAUGAAUAGUGAGUUUGUUGGUGAGAAUUAAGAGUAUCACAAUUUUCAGAGUGCUGUCAGUUUGUUGAACAUUUGUAUGGAUCAUAAUGUUAAAACACCUGCAUGUAACUUUGAAUAUUCUACGCACAACACUUGCAUGUAAAUUUGCAUUAUGGCUAUGUUUGAAGUACUUCAAAAUAAGGAAAUAAAAAUGUUUACGAAUGCAA